This is a messenger RNA of Saccostrea echinata, 682 nucleotides long. RefSeq lists its product as uncharacterized. The transcript has a single exon. Bases 26 to 496 code for a protein of 156 amino acids. NCBI's taxonomy places the organism in Eukaryota, Metazoa, Mollusca, Bivalvia, Ostreida, Ostreidae. The record is from RefSeq and is a predicted model, not a curated record.
UAGUGUUCACGGCAAUAAUAGAGUUAUGAAGAUUUUACUGCUUGCGUCCGUUUUUGCAGUAGGUUAUUGUCAUAUAUGCCUCCUUAGCCCGCCCCAGAGAGGAAACAUGACGGGCAUCAAUACCCCUGGGGCAAAUGACUGCUUUUUGACCACCGCCCCGUGUGGAGGUCGCCAGCCUGCACGUGACGCCACUUUCUACGGCCGCGGGGAGAACAUCACUGUCACAUUCAUGAAGAACUUGGACCAUUACAACAAAACCAACCCCGGGAAAUUCGUUAUUUCUUUGAGUGAGAGACAGACUGUUGCACCAAAGGUUUUGGCCACCGUUCCCGACGGUGGCGAACCUUCCCUCCAUAUCUACACAGUGAAAGUUCGCGCCCCUAUGGAACCACCCAACACUAUGCACUUUUUGCAAGUGACAUACGAACCAAACAAUAAUCAGGCACCGAAAGCGUUUUAUCAAUGCGCGGACGUGGGGUUUGAACCAAGACAUUAAAUCAAUUGUGACUAUUUUUUUUUUAAAAUUUGUUGGCUGUGACACAUAAUGCACAUGUUGUUUGGCGAAUGGAUUAUAAAUCGAAGUGUACAGAAGUAUGCACGGAACCAUAAUCAUGCUAGUAUUGUUAUUACAUUUAUUUUGUAAUCAAUUGAUACUACAACAGUAAAUGAAUAUGUAGAAUCA